Recurvomyces mirabilis is the source of this 465-nucleotide messenger RNA. It is a transcript of the gene COF1, whose product is annotated as cofilin. The transcript has 2 exons. Bases 1 to 465 code for a protein of 154 amino acids. Gene Ontology annotation, cellular component: actin cytoskeleton; actin cortical patch; cytoplasm. Gene Ontology annotation, molecular function: actin filament binding. Gene Ontology annotation, biological process: actin filament depolymerization; actin filament severing. NCBI's taxonomy places the organism in Eukaryota, Fungi, Ascomycota, Dothideomycetes, Mycosphaerellales, Teratosphaeriaceae. The record is from RefSeq and is a predicted model, not a curated record.
AUGGCAUCCUCCGGAAUCUCGGUCGCACCCGAAUGCAUCCAGACCUUCAACGACCUCAAGCUGGGCAAAGGCGGCAACAGCCCGAAAUGGAUCAUUUACAAGAUCUCCGACGACUCGAAGGAGAUUGUUGUGGAGGAGAGCUCGUCAGACCCGGACUACAGCAAGUUCCGAGAGAAGCUGCUGAACGCCAAGAGCAAGAACAAGCGUGGCGAGGAGUGCAUUGGUGCCCGAUAUGCCGUCUUUGAUAUCGAGUAUGAUGCGGCAAGUGGUGAGGGUAAGAGGAGCAAGAUUACCUUCAUCAGCUGGGUGCCUGAUGAUGCUGGACUACAGCCGCGCAUGAUGUACUCGUCCUCCAAGGAGGCACUUAAGCGGGCGCUCACCGGAAUCGCGUCCGACAUCCAGGCCAACGACCCCGACGAUAUCGAGCACGAAAGCAUCAUCUCGCGAGUCAGCAAGGGUCGCUAG